GGAACCAUCGGUUUCCGAUUUUCUCCAAAUUCCAAAACGUAACCUCGCCGGCAACUGAUCUCCGGCCGCGUGACUUCCCUCCGGCCGCCGCAUUCCCUCCCCUUCGUCCCGAUCUCCGGUCACCUGUAUGGAAUUUGCCUUUCGUUUGUGUUUCUUUUUCCCGGCAAUGAGUUUUUGUUCUUGAACAAUUUCCGAGAGAUCCUUCGACUCCCGAGUUUGAAGAGGAUUGGAAUUCUUUGCAACGAGAAUUCAAGCUCUUUCUUACCUCUCCAUGGCGUCGAGGAAUCGGACUUUGGUUUUUAGGAAAUACAGGGACGCGUUAAGGAGUGUGAGGGCUCCUACCAGCUCUUCGCCUGCUUGUCCGUCGCCAUCGACUAGUUCUGGCGCUGGUGGACCGGUAAUUGAAUUGGUUAGCUCGUCGUUGUUGCAUCCGAAUCGGUCGUACGCUCCCUUAAGUACCGAGGAUCCGGGUAAUUCAAGUAAGGGCGCUCUCACUGUGGGUCUACCUCCGUCUUGGGUCGAUGUAUCCGAAGAGAUAGCUGCAAAUGUGCAGCGUGCACGAGUGAAGAUGGUGGAGUUAGCUAAAGCUCAUGGAAAGGCUUUAAUGCCUUCAUUUGGAGAUGGUAAAGAAGAUCAACAGCUAAUCGAGUCUCUAACGCAAGACAUAACUAAUUUAAUCAAGAAAUCAGAGAAGGGACUCAGGAGAUUCUCUGUGGCUGGACCUUCGGAAGAUUCCAAUAUCAGAAAAAACGUUCAGCGAUCCCUUGCCACUGACCUUCAGAACCUUUCCAUGGAGCUUCGGAAGAAACAAUCAACUUAUUUGAAGCGCCUACGACAGCAAAAAGAGGAAGUUCAAGAUGGGAUUGACAUAGAGAUGAAUCAAAAUGGAAAUAGAUCAAGAAUGGAGGACGAUGAUUUAGAAGACAUGGAAUUCAAUGAGCAUCAGAUGGCUAAGGUGCGAAAAAAUGAAGCAUUCACUGCCGAAAGAGAGAAGGAGAUCCAACAAGUUGUAGAAUCCGUGAAUGAGCUUGCUCAGAUCAUGAAGGAUCUAUCAGUUCUUGUCAUAGACCAGGGCACUAUUAUCGAUAGGAUAGAUUAUAAUAUUCAAAAUGUUGCAACGACAGUUGAUGAGGGCCUUAAGCAACUCGAGAAGGCGGAGAGAACACAGAAAAAAGGCGGGAUGGUAAUGUGCGCAAGCGUUCUCAUUAUCAUGUGCUUUGUCAUGUUGGUCCUCUUGAUCCUUAAAACCAUACUAUUUUGAUCCUCAUGAAUACAGUUUCAGAUUAUGCAUAGUUACAAAGUUACCAACACUGUUCCUCAGAGAUCCUUAAAAGAAAAAUUAGUGUCGUUUCCAGGCCGAUCAGAGAAAUUCUUGAGCAGACAGAUAGAUUCUCUCAUUCAGUACGUAAAUCUUGUUCCCUCCUGUUCGGGUUCUCCAGCCCGGAAAGGGGAAGGAUUUAGCUGCUUCUCCUUUCGAGUCACAGAGUUCUUGACAGGAUAUUUUGUAUAGGGAUUGAUUGAGCUCUGGAAACUUCCUCUACUGAUAAUUUCUUUUAUUUUCAUUAGAGCUUUUUCAUAGAAGUUGAUUCUUGGCUGGAGAGCAUUCUUUUCUCUUUUAUGUAUGAUGUUUGUAUUCUGUACUUUUGUGUUUCAGUGCAAUAAAAUUGUGAUAUAAAGCCCUCUUAACAUUUA
Messenger RNA from Cucurbita pepo subsp. pepo (vegetable marrow), 1692 nucleotides. RefSeq names its product tlg2p-like protein a. The record is from RefSeq and is a predicted model, not a curated record. Gene Ontology annotation, cellular component: membrane; endomembrane system; SNARE complex. Gene Ontology annotation, molecular function: SNAP receptor activity; SNARE binding. NCBI's taxonomy places the organism in Eukaryota, Viridiplantae, Streptophyta, Magnoliopsida, Cucurbitales, Cucurbitaceae. Gene Ontology annotation, biological process: vesicle fusion; intracellular protein transport; vesicle-mediated transport.